Messenger RNA from Exaiptasia diaphana, 3323 nucleotides. Its product is annotated as tetratricopeptide repeat protein 28. The record is from RefSeq and is a predicted model, not a curated record. Gene Ontology annotation, molecular function: protein binding. NCBI's taxonomy places the organism in Eukaryota, Metazoa, Cnidaria, Anthozoa, Actiniaria, Aiptasiidae. The transcript has 4 exons. The annotation marks the transcript as partial.
UCGUUUACUCCUUGCUUGAGUCUUGAAUACGAAAAAAAUAUUUGAUCCUGGCGUUCGAUCCUACUCUUUUAAUCGAAAACCGACUUACGUUAUUUCUUGGAAAUAAUACACUGCGAUGGAAUAUGCAAUUUGAUGAUCUGAAGUGAUGUGAAUACACAAAUCAAACAAGGAUUUYACAUGUUAUAGAAUUAAGCCGAUCGACAAAGGCUGAUAUUGCCACAAUGGAUAUCAACAUUGUUCCUUUUAUAUGGUUUUGCGUCAUGUAUGCACAGUCUYUUUGUGCUGGACCUGAAGGCCUGGCAAUACCAAAACUGGAAGAAAUUCUCCUCCUACUCGAGGAAUGUUUGGUGGUGGCUAUUUUUCUGCACGAUACACGAUUACAGAUGACAAUUUAUACUAUCCUUGGAGGUAUGUACAGAAACAUGUCAGCCGUUUACCUAUCACUGGGAAAAUACUACCAGGCAAUUGAAUAUAAUGACAAGAGGAUUGACAUAGCUAAAAAGGUUGGUGACAAAGAUGGAGAAGGUCGUUCUUACGGAAACUUAGCAUAUGCUUAUCAAGCAUUAGGGGAAUACCACAAAGCAAUUGAAUAUAAUGAAAAGAGGCUUACCAUUUCUGAAGAGAUUGGUGACAAAGAAGGAGAAGAACAUUCUUAUAUGAACUUAGGGGUCGCCUAUAGAUCCUUAGGGGAAUACCACAAGGCUGUUGAAURCCAUGAAAAAGGUCUUGAAAUUGCUAAAGAGAUUGGAGACAGACGAGGAGAAGGAAAUUUCUAUGGAAACUUAGGGGUCGUCUAUAAGUCAUUAGGGGAAUAUCACAAGGCAAUUCAUUAUCAUGAAAAUCAUCUUCGCAUAGCUAAAGAAAUUGGUGAUAGACAAGGUGAAGUAAAUUCUUAUAUGAACUUAGGAAAUACCUAUCUUUCAUUAGAGGAAUACCGAAACGUAAUUGACUGUCAUGAAAAGAGAAUUGAAAUUGUUAGCGAAAUUCACGACCAAAAAGGAGAAGAAUACUCUUACGCAAUGUUAGGAAUUGCCUAUGGAGCAUUAGAUGAAUACCACAAAGCACUUGAAUGUCAUGAAAAACAUCUUAGAAUUGCUAAAGAGAUCGGUGACAGAAGAGGGGAAGGAAAUAGCUAUGGGAACUUAGGAAAUACCUAUAAAUCAUUAGGAAAACAUCAAGAUGCAAUUGGAUAUCAUGAAAAAAGCCUUGAAGUUGCAAAAGAGAUUGGUAACAGACGAGGCGAAGGAAUGUGUUACAUUUCCUUGGGAAGUGUCUAUAGAUCAAUAGGGGAAUACCAGAAAGCAAUUGAAUACCAUGAACUAAGUCUUAUCAUUGCUAAGGAGAUUGGGGACAGAAAAGAAGAAGGAAGUUCAUAUCUAGGCAUGGGGGCUUCGUAUCAUUUUUUAGGAGAAUACCACAACGCUAUCAAAUACAAUAAAAUGAGCCUUGUCAUUGCCGCUGAAAUUGGUGACAAAAUAGGAGAAGAAGCGUCGUAUGAAGGCUUAGGAAAUGCCUAUCUGUCAAUGGAGGAAUACCACCAGGCAAUUGAAURUUAUAAAAAGAGCCUUGACAUUGCUGAAAGGACUGGGAGCAGACGAGGAAAAGAACCUGCUUACGCAAACUUAGGAAAUGUCUAUCGAUCAUUAGGGGAAUACCACAAGGCUAUAGAAUCUUACAAAAAGAGCCUUGACAUUGCCAAAGAGAUCAGAAACAGACAAGGGGAAGGAAGAGCUUAUGGAAACCUCGGAAGUGUUUAUCAAAUACUGGGGGAACACCAAACAGCAAUGGAAUAUCAUGAGAAGACCCUUGACAUUGUUAAAGAGAUUGGCGAUAAGCAGGGAGAAGCGAUUGCUCACAACAAUAUAGGUCUAUGCUAUCAAGAGGAAACAAGCAUUAAAGACCUUAGGAAAUCAAAGGAGCAUUUGGAAAAUAGCAUUGAAUGCUAUKAGAAGUUGUUUGAUGACCUUAAAGAAAAUGACCAAUUCAAGAUCUCCAUUGUCGAUACGUUUAUCAUAACGUACAAAGCGCUCAACCAAGUCCUUAUCGAAAGAGGAGAUAUCGAUAAAGCCCUCUUGGUAUGCGAGCGUGGACGAGCCCGAGCWUUGGGGGAUCUUUUGAGUUAUAAAUACAGCACUACAAACAUUACCAAGAACGCAAAGGUGAAAAAACAAACACUAGACCUUGUUGACAUCAAGACAAUUUUAUCAASCUGUGAUAGYUGCAUUCUUUUYUAUAAUCUUCGGACCAAAUUUUCUUCYGACGUCUGGGUUGUAGGUCCCCAAGCCAGAUCAAUCUACUUUUAUGAUGAAUUGACAAAGCGUGAAGAUUUGAAAAAGAUCUUCAACUCAGAGAAGUAUGUUGAUGACAUAAAAAACAUAGAAAAUGACUAUUUUCAGAAUCUGGUUCAUAACAGUUUUGAAUCUAUGAAAAUCAGAGAAAGUAUGAAAUGCGAGGACAGAUCCCUGGAAUCAUUCGAAUAUGAGGACAACGAUGAAGAUUUCUCMAAAACCGCUUCAAACUCCAAAAAAACCGAUAUGAAUGAUAAAAGUUUGAGAUGGGGGGAAGCAGUCUGUGAUGAGAUUGAUGAGGCCAUUCCAUUGGAAAUUCUGUUUGAUAGAUUAGUCGACCCUGUGCUGCACACGCUGACCCAAGAUGAGAUUAUCAUCAUUCCUGAUGGACCUCUGUUCAUGCUGCCAUUCGCUGCUCUUCAAGAUCCAAAGACAGGAAAGUUUUUAUCAGAAACCAAACGCAUCCGCCUGGCACCAUCUCUGACAACUUUGAAGAUUUUACAAGAAUCCUCGGAUGAAAAUUAUUCCAAGUCAGGGGCGCUGAUUAUUGGUAAUCCAGCCACUGGAAAAGUCAUGUAUAAAGGUAAACAAAGAAGCAUCACCUCUCUACCAGGUGCAGAGAAUGAAGCGAAAGAGAUUGGCAAACUACUCGGAGUACAAYCGUUGAUAGGAGAACACGCGACAAAGGACAAAGUCCUUCGUCAUUUAGAACAUGGGGUGUCGGUCAUCCAUUUUGCUGCACAUGGCUGUGAGGAAAACGGACAGAUCUUUCUCGCUCCUUCUAAACCUUCAACAACAAACAACAUUCCAGAGGAGAACGAAUACAUCUUGACUAUGAAGGAAGCACAAGACAGUGGAAUUCGUGCUCAACUCGUUGUGUUGAGCUGCUGCCACACUGGUCGGGGUGAGAUCAAAUCAGAGGGAGUCGUAGGAAUGACUCGAGCAUUUCUUGCUGCAGGAGCCCGUUCAGUUGUAGCGUCAUUGUGGGCCAUUGAUGAUCACGCUACCAUGCUCUUUAUGUUAAAAUUCUAUUCC